CUGGGAUCUGCUGUGUGAUACUUUACGAUUGGUUUGUUGUGGUGUGUGGGGGGAGAUGGCGGCAUAGGGCGCGGCCAAGGGUGGCCUUUCGGGGCCAUGCUCAACAACCUCACCGCUACAGCCUUGGGAGGUCACAAAGAGCAGUGCUCCGAGAGCAAGCUCGAUUUGAAGCCGAGCGUGGAGCGUCACCAUGCGCCCGGCGCCAGGCUGCUGGCGCACACCAUUCGAGCCGACCACCUGCAAGGUGGAAUUCACCAGCAACACAGCCAGCACAUGGCAACCGUGCCAGUCAGCAUGUCCUCCUCUGCAUCAGACAGCGACAAGCCGGCGAAACAGAAGAGACACAGGACUAGGUUUACACCGGCACAACUGAAUGAAUUGGAAAGAUGCUUCACGAAGACACAUUACCCUGACAUCUUCAUGAGAGAGGAGAUAGCAAUGAGGAUCGGUUUGACGGAGAGUCGAGUUCAGCCCGCUAAAAGUGACUUUGUGGAUUCACUUAGUUUCUAG
Messenger RNA from Zerene cesonia (dogface butterfly), 510 nucleotides. RefSeq names its product homeobox protein orthopedia B-like. The record is from RefSeq and is a predicted model, not a curated record. Lineage: Eukaryota; Metazoa; Arthropoda; Insecta; Lepidoptera; Pieridae. Gene Ontology annotation, molecular function: DNA binding. The transcript is spliced from 5 exons. Bases 97 to 510 code for a protein of 137 amino acids. Gene Ontology annotation, biological process: neuron differentiation.